This is a messenger RNA of Phragmites australis (common reed), 2797 nucleotides long. RefSeq names its product putative kinase-like protein TMKL1. Lineage: Eukaryota; Viridiplantae; Streptophyta; Magnoliopsida; Poales; Poaceae. The coding region runs from base 467 to 2509 and encodes 680 amino acids. The transcript has a single exon. Gene Ontology annotation, biological process: protein phosphorylation. Gene Ontology annotation, molecular function: protein kinase activity; protein binding; ATP binding. The record is from RefSeq and is a predicted model, not a curated record.
GAAAUGUGAAUGACACUGACGCUCACGCGGUCGCCCCGAAUUAAAUUAAAUACGCACAGUACGCAGAUAAGAAGUAGAACAUUCAUUCAAUUUUACUGCACGCGUGCUACUUGCUUUCCUGUACGUCUUCAGUUGCUGUUGCUGACCUGACUCUUGCUCUUCCUCUUCUCUUGCUGUACGUCAUUGGGUUACCCACAGUCGUCUCCAUUUCCUUUCACACCUUCUUUCUUUCUUUGAAUCGUGCUGCGUCGUGUCGUGUUUGUCGCGACAAAAAACAAACGCAACACCAUUAAUUAUCACUCUCCUCCUCCAUCACUCUCACUUCACCUCAAACUUCACUAGAUCUCCUCCUCCUCCAUCACUCUCAACUCACUUCAAACUUCAGCUCACUCCCUCACUCCACUCCCAAGUGUCACUUGAGCCCAGCUCCAGCUCCCCUUUCCCGGCCGCUCACCGAUUCGAUUCCAUGCCUCCUCCUUGUGCGCCUCCUCGCCUCUUCCUCCUCCUCCUCCUCCUCCUCCUCCCCGCCUUGGCCUUCGCCUCCUCCGACAUCGCGCUUCUCCUCACCAAGGUCAAGCCCGCGCUGCAGGGCCAGGCCCCCAACGCCCAGCUCGCCACCUGGAACGCCUCCACCCCACUCUGCCUCUGGCGCGGCCUCCGCUGGUCCACGCCCGACGGCCACCCGCUCCGCUGCGACACCGCCGCCUCUCGCGCCAACCUCUCCCUCGCCUCCGACCCCGCCCUCCUCCUCUCCUCCAUCCGACUCCCCGCCUCCGCGCUCGCCGGACGCCUCCCGCCGGAGCUCGCUGCCUUCUCCGCCCUUGACUCCCUCUACCUCGCCGCCAACACACUCUCCGGCCCACUCCCGCUCGAGCUCGGCAACGCGCCCGCGCUCUCCGCGCUCGACCUCGCCGGCAACGCCCUCUCCGCAGCACUCCCGACCUCCAUAUGGAACCUCUGCGACCGAAUCACCGAGCUCCGCCUCGACGGCAACGCACUCACCGGAGCCAUCCCAGCGCCGGCCGGGCCCAACACCACCUGCGACCGCCUCCGCGUCCUUGAUCUCGGCGCCAACCGCUUCUCCGGCGACUUCCCCACCUUCCUCACAGCGUUCUGCGGCCUCCAGAGCCUCGACCUCGGCGGGAACCGCCUCUCGGGGCCCAUACCGGAGGCCCUCGCCGGGAUGACAGCCCAGCAGCUCCAGGCGCUCAACCUCUCCUACAACAACUUCUCCGGCCAGCUGCCCCCGGGAUUCGCCGACUCCGGCUUCGCCGCGGAGUCGUUUCUUGGCAACGACCCCACGUUGUGCGGCCCGCCGCUGCGCCAAUGCGUGUCGGCUUCCGGGCUCAGCUCCCGCGGCGUCGCCGGGAUGGUCAUCGGCCUCAUGGCCGGCGCCGUCGUCGCAGCCUCGGUGUGCAUUGGGUGGGCGCAGGGGAGGUGGAGGCGGAACAGGAUAAAACGCGCGGCGGCGGGAGGAGAGGACGAGAUGCUGGAAUCUGAGGGGGACGCGGCGGAGGGGAGGCUGGUGGUGUUCGAGGGCGGCGAGCACCUGACGCUGGAGGACGUGCUGAACGCGACGGGGCAGGUGGUGGAGAAGGCGAGCUACUGCACGGUCUACAAGGCGAAGCUGGCGGGCGGCGGGGGCAGCAUCGAGCUGCGGCUGCUGCGCGAGGGCACCUGCAAGGACGCUGCGUCGUGCGCGCCGGCGGUGCGGCGCAUCGGGCGCGCGCGGCACGAGAACCUGGUGCCGCUGCGGGCCUUCUACCAGGGGAGGCGCGGCGAGAAGCUGCUGGUGUACGACUACUUACCGCGCAGCAGAACGCUGCAGGAGCUCCUGCACGGCGGCGGCGAGCCGGCUGGGCGGCCGGCGCUGACGUGGGCGCGGCGGCACAAGAUCGCGCUGGGCGCGGCGCGCGCGCUGGCGUACCUGCACGCGGGGCAGGGAGAGGCGCACGGGAACGUGCGGUCGUCGAACGUGGUGGUGGACGAGCUGUUCGUGGCGCGGCUGGCGGAGUACGCAGUGGACCGGCUGCUGGUGCCGGCGGCGGCGGAGGCGGUGCUGGCGGCGGCGAAGGGGGACGGGUACAAGGCCCCGGAGCUGCACUCGAUGAAGAAGUGCAGCGCGCGCACGGACGUGUAUGCGUUCGGGAUACUGCUGCUGGAGCUGCUCGUGGGGAGGAAGUCAUCUGGCUCCGGAGGGACGAGGGGGAGGGUGAUGAAUAAUGAUCUGCCGUCGGUGGUGAAGGUAGCGGUGCUUGAGGAGACGGCGUUGGAGGAGGUGCUGGACGCGGAGGUGGUGAAGGGAUUGCGAAUCAUUCCGGUGGAGGAGGGGCCGGUGCAGGCGCUGAAGCUGGCGAUGGGGUGCUGCGCGCCGGUGGCGGCGGCUCGGCCGAGCAUGGCGGAGGUGGUGCGGCAGCUGGAGGAGAGCCAGCCCAAGAACCACCCGCGGUCGGCGCUGUACAGCCCCACCGAGAGCAGGAGCGACGCCGGCACGCCCACCGCCGGCUAGCUGCAUCGCAUCGAAUUGCUGCUGCUCCGCCACGAGUGGAUGUGGAUCAGAUCAUCGGAAUGCAUCUCUAUCUGCCUGCUUAUUAAUUAGUAGUUAGUAGUAACUAGUGCUAGUCUCGAAGAACAAGUCAUCUAUAUUCCCCCUUUUCUUUUCCUUCUUUUUAAUUCUUCAGAAAUCAAAUCAGUUUGAUAUAUCCAUCCAAUUACUUACUAGGAGGAAAUGAAAGGUCUAUAUGUAUGUACUACUAUUUGGAUUGCCAAACAAACAAAGAUAAAGUUUGAUUGGGAG